Messenger RNA from Aspergillus pseudotamarii, 3009 nucleotides. RefSeq names its product ribonuclease H-like domain-containing protein. NCBI's taxonomy places the organism in Eukaryota, Fungi, Ascomycota, Eurotiomycetes, Eurotiales, Aspergillaceae. Bases 1 to 3009 code for a protein of 1002 amino acids. The transcript has 4 exons. Gene Ontology annotation, molecular function: nucleic acid binding; protein binding. The record is from RefSeq and is a predicted model, not a curated record.
AUGUCAUUUCGAGGUUUUAGAGAUAACCCCCCAAAAGCAGGGCCGACCAGGCCUCAAGGAAGAGGUGACGCAAAAACUACUAUCUACUUACCACCAGAUGGGAAAGUCCCUCCCCCCGAUCCCUUCGUAAGGAAAAUCGAAGACGAAAUUCAGAAAGCACAAGCAGAUCCCUUGACUCUUAGCAAGCUCCAACUGAAUUCCGAAUACCCUCCUCGACCAGGAUAUGGAACUAAGGGAAAGCCAGUCGUCCUAUGGGCGAACUAUUUUCAUUCUAUCCCGGAUCCCAAUCUAGUGCUCUACAGAUACGCUAUCGACGUGAGACCUACUGUUUCUGGCAGGAAGCUGGCCCAAAUCGUUAGAUUGGUCCUCGAGGCGCCAGAGGUCACCUCAAUGGCAGCCAAUCUAGUCACCGAUUACAAGUCCACCAUCAUAUCACGAGAAAGACUGCCGUUGGCCAAUAAUGCAAUCGUUGUACCCGUGUUGUACCGGAGUGAACUGGAGGACGAACCCGCCGGGGACGCUGCCCAGUUUAGAGCCCGUAUCCUGUACACCAAUACUCUACGGGUAUCGCAAUUGAUAGAGUAUCUGACGUCAACCAACUAUAUCAGAUAUGAUGAGAAACUCCCAAUGAUUCAAGCGCUGAAUAUACUUUUGAAUCACUACCCAAUGACAUCUCCAGACCUUGUCUCACGUGGUGGAAAUAGAGCUAACAGAACCUUUCCACUUAGCAACAAGGCCCUGCAGUCGGACAAGGCUCCUCUAAUUGGCGGGCUAACAGCGAUUCGUGGGUUCUUUUCGAGUGUCAGAUUCGCCGCUGGUAGGGUCCUGGUUAACGUAAAUGUUAGCCAUGGGGCAUUCUACAAUAGCGGACGUCUGGUUGACUUGAUUGAUGCAUUUCAAAAGGCAAAUGGCAGGAGCCUGGAUGCCUUGAACGAAUUUCUGAAUGGUAUCCGGGGACGCACAUUCCAUCUACCCGAAAGAAGAAACCGAAGUGGCGAGCUUAUCAUCAGGCCUAAGACACUUUAUUCCCUUGCUACGUGCGGUGAUGGCACGGAAUUGCCACCGAACAGACGACCCCAGAUACACUCAUUUGGAGCGGGCUCUAAAGGUGUAAAAUUCUGGCUAGAACCUCGCCAAGCGCCAGCAUCGGGUCGUUUAGGAUCGAGGAAAAAGAAGUGCCAGUCAUCAGGACCCGUAGCAUCACCGCUUGGGCCCGCGAGGUUGAUUAGCGUGUAUGACUACUUUCUGGAGACGUACGACAUCCGCGACCAAAGACCAGAUUUGCCUGUUAUCAAUAUUGGCACAUGGGCCAGCCCUACAUACCAAUUGGCACAGGAGUUCGAGAUACUUCCGGGCCAGAUUCACUAUGGAAAGUUGUCCCCCGCCCAGACACAAGGCAUGAUCAAAUUUGCUGUACGACCGCCCUUGCAGAAUGCCUUUUCUAUUGUCAACCAAGGGGCAGACAUUGUUGGAUUGAACCCUGGAAGAAAUACAAUGCUGACACGAUUCGGUAUAUCUACGGCAAGGCGGCUGAUCACAGUCGAGGGGCGGGUCUUGGACCAACCAAAUAUUAUGUACCGGGACAAUUCCAGUGUAAAACAGCUCCCAGGCUCCUGGAAUUUGAUCGACAUUAAAUUCAACGUUUCUGGCCAACGGCUGCGCAAAUGGUCGUAUCUUCUGCUCUCAGACAAGAAAGUGCAGGAUACAUUCCCCGACUUGAAAAGCCUUCAGCCAGUUCUCAAGAAGCUCCAGGCUGCCCUUCUCGACACCGGUGUUCUGGUCGACGCGCCCAUCCCCGGAAGAAUAGUCAGAGUGAACAAGGAUGACACUGCGGACCUGGAAAAUAGGCUUAAAGGAGCAGCCGACAAAUUAGACCUCCUCUACAUCAUUUUUCCCGAGAAAGACAGUCGCUGGUACCCAGUAAUUAAGCGGUUGUGCGAUGUGGAGUACGGAUUGCAGACGAUUUGCAGCGUUGGUCCUAGGUUGGUGGCAAAGAAAGGUCAAUCGGUGGGUCAAUAUGACAAGGCGCUCGAUCAGUAUAUGAGGAAUGUGGCGAUGAAGUUCAACCUGAAGCUGGGAGGCACGAAUCACGUUGUGGACAAUCUUCGUUUGAGUAUCAUCAAUGAAAAUAAGACCAUGAUUGUUGGACUGGAUGUAACGCAUCCAACGGGGUCUUCGAAAGGCUCUCCAGCCACUGCACCUAGCGUGGCAGCCAUGGUUGCCAGCAUCGACAAAAGACUUGGACAAUGGCCUGCAACUAUUCAGCUCCAGUCCCGUGGAGGAAAGGAGGAAAUAGACAGCUUGGACGGUAUGUUGAAGCGGCACCUCAGGCUAUGGAAGCUCCUAGGAGGGCACGCGUCAUUUCCCGAAAACAUUAUCGUCUUCCGUGACGGAAUCUCGGAAGGUCAGUAUAUCAAGUGCUUGACUGAGGAGCUGCCCCUUAUGCGAAAGGCCUGCCGAGAGGUUUACCCUAAGGAGAUGCAUGAGAAGAACCUUCCGAAGUUCACCGUUCUCAUUGUCAGUAAGCGGCAUCAUACGCGCUUUUACCCUACUGAAGUGCAAACUGCUGACAGGAACGGAAAUACGCCACCAUGUACGAUCGUUGAUCGAUGCAUCACCGAUCCCUAUUGCUUCAGUUUCUAUCUCCAACCUCAUUCUGCUAUCCAUGGAACUGCCCGCAACGCCUUCUAUUUUGUGAUUUUGGACGAGGUUUUCAGCCAGCGAUAUGAGGGGAAACUUCCCCCAAAAUACAAGAACGUCGCUGAGAUCGUACAAGACCUGACUUUGAACCUGAGCUACCUAGUUGGGCGUGCCACAAAGGGUGUUAGAGUCUGUUGCCCUGCGCGAUACGCCGACCUGGUCUGUGACCGAGCCCGAUGCUAUCUGAGUCGAUUUUAUGAACCAUGGUCUGAGAUCUCAUCGGUGGCCAGUGAUGCUAGCACAGUGCUGGCGACCAACAAGGAUGUCCUUGUUCAUGAGAAGAUCAGAAACACAAUGUUUUACAUCUAG